Messenger RNA from Pediculus humanus corporis (human body louse), 2010 nucleotides. Its product is annotated as glutamate receptor, ionotropic kainate 2 precursor, putative. The record is from RefSeq and is a predicted model, not a curated record. Gene Ontology annotation, biological process: synaptic transmission, glutamatergic; monoatomic ion transport; modulation of chemical synaptic transmission. The transcript is spliced from 10 exons. The coding region runs from base 1 to 2010 and encodes 669 amino acids. Lineage: Eukaryota; Metazoa; Arthropoda; Insecta; Psocodea; Pediculidae. Gene Ontology annotation, cellular component: postsynaptic membrane; plasma membrane. Gene Ontology annotation, molecular function: transmitter-gated monoatomic ion channel activity involved in regulation of postsynaptic membrane potential; glutamate-gated receptor activity.
AUGCAUCACAAAAAUUUAAUGCCUCUUUUAAAACAAAUUAAAAAUUCAGCAGAAUCUCAUAUCGUAUUAGACUGUUCGAUAGAAAAAAUUUAUCACGUAUUAAAACAAGCACAACAAAUAGGAAUGAUGAGCGAUUAUCAUAGUUAUCUUGUGACGUCAUUAGAUUUACACACAAUAGAAUUGGAUGAAUUUAAAUAUGGCGGCACGAAUAUAACGGCUUUUAGACUCGUCGAUCCGGAAAGGCCGGAAUUACAAAAAGUCGUUAACGAUUGGGCAAAUAACGAAUCACGAUACGGAAGGAAAUUGGAAUCUUCAUCUUCUGGAACCACGUCGAACAAGACGGAAACUUCACUUAUGUACGAUGCCGUUCAUCUUUUUGCAAAAGCACUUCACGAUUUAGAUUCAUCUCAAAGGAUAGAUAUAAAACCUUUGAGUUGUGAUGCUGUCGACACGUGGCCACAUGGUUACUCCCUUAUUAAUUACAUGAAAAUCGUAGAAAUGCAAGGAUUAACGGGAGUUAUUAAAUUUGACAAUCAAGGCUUCCGUUCGAGUUUUUCAUUAGAUAUUAUAGAAUUGGGAAGAGAAGGUUUGAGAAAAAUAGGAACCUGGAAUUCGACGGAAGGUGUUAAUUUAACGAGAACAUACGGAGAAGUUUACACGCAAAUCGUCGAAAGUUUACAUAAUAAAACAUUUCUCGUCACCACCAUUUUGAGUUCUCCGUAUUGCAUGAGAAAAAAUUCAAGCGAAAGACUAACCGGAAACGAUCAAUUCGAAGGUUACAGCGUGGAUUUAAUUUACGAAAUAUCUAAAAUAUUAGGUUUUAAUUACACAUUCAAACUCGUACCUGAUGGAAGGUACGGAUCCUUUAAUAGGGAAACAAAAGAAUGGGAUGGAAUGAUGAAAGAAUUACUCGAUCAAAAAGCCGAUUUGGCAAUUGCGGAUUUAACGAUAACAUACGAUAGAGAACAAGCCGUUGAUUUUACGAUGCCGUUUAUGAAUCUCGGAAUAAGCAUACUUUACCGGAAACCGAUAAAACAACCGCCGAAUUUAUUUUCCUUCUUAUCACCGUUAUCAUUAGACGUUUGGAUUUAUAUGGCAACAGCUUAUCUCGGAGUUUCCGUACUUUUAUUUAUACUCGCUAGGUUCAGCCCAUACGAAUGGGAUAAUCCGCAUCCUUGUAACGAAGAACCCGACGUUUUAGAAAAUCAAUUCAGUCUUAUGAAUUCUUUGUGGUUCACUGUCGGAUCACUAAUGCAGCAAGGUUCCGAUAUAACACCCAAAGCCGUUUCCACGAGAAUGGUUGCCGGAAUGUGGUGGUUUUUCACGCUCAUCAUGAUCUCAUCGUAUACUGCGAAUUUAGCCGCUUUUCUUACAGUUGAAAGAAUGGAUUCGCCGAUCGAAAGCGCCGAAGAUUUAGCUAAACAAACUAAAAUAAAAUAUGGCGCGCUGAGAGGCGGUUCGACGGCAUCAUUUUUCAGGGAUUCAAAUUUUUCAACGUAUCAAAGAAUGUGGUCCUUUAUGGAUUCUGCAAAAUCUACCGUUUUUACGUCAUCGAAUAAAGAAGGGGUUGAUAGAGUUUUGAAAGGAAAAGGAAGUUAUGCUUUUCUUAUGGAAUCAACAUCCAUCGAAUACGUUAUUGAAACAAAUUGCGAAUUGACACAAGUCGGGGGUUUGUUAGAUUCUAAAGGUUAUGGAAUUGCAAUGCCGCCGAAUUCUCCGUACAGGACGGCAAUAAGUGGUGCCAUACUUAAACUUCAAGAAGAAGGAAAAUUACACAUAUUAAAAACAAGAUGGUGGAAAGAAAAAAGAGAAGGAGGUUCCUGCAGGGACGACACAUCGAAAUCUAGUAGUGCCGCUAACGAAUUGGGUUUGGCAAACGUCGGCGGUGUUUUUGUCGUUUUAAUGGGCGGAAUGGGUGUUGCUUGCGUCAUAGCAGUUUGCGAAUUCGUUUGGAAAUCCAGGAAAGUUGCCGUCGAGGAAAGGGUGAGCAAGAUUCUGCAAGACACUUAG